AUGACGCAGCUCUUUGCCAGUCCGUCGGCAGUGACGAAUAACGAGAAGCGCGGGAAUUUCCCCGCUCUCUCCCUUCCUUCGCGGAAACACUCGAACGAAUCCGGCCAUCUUCCGACGAGAAUUAAGAACUUUUUCCGAAUCAACAGUUCGAGCAGCCAUUCCCCCUCCAACGCCUCCGGCUCCAACAGCAACGAACGGGAACGAGAGCGAGACAGUCAUGGCUCGGCCAAGAAUGAGGCCAAGAAUGAGAAGUCCACUUUCCGACAAUCGCGAUUCAUGCCAACGAUUGGUCGCAAUCGGUCAACAACCGUCGCCAGUGAGGGCAACCCUCUGGAUGAUAGCAUGUCGCCUACUGCGUCUGCCAACCCCUACUUUGCCCACCAGGGUCAGCCCGCCUUGCGACACCGUAACGACGGUUCCGUGCCCUCUUCUCCCCCAGAUACCCCCGAGUUGCAGGUGACCGGGGUCUCCGCAGUGGAGCAGGCUACCACUGCGAAUAAGGAGGAGUUGGCGCGCAAGUUGCGCCGCGUGGCUUCUGCCCCGAAUGCCCAAGGUUUAUUCACAAGUGGGCAGGGUGACCGACCGCAGUCGGCAGAAAUGGGCAAGGAGCCCCUAAUUGAACAGUCCGGAGCAGUGGGUUUGGCGAAUGCUGCCAGCGACAAGGAGCUUGCUUUGGCGGUGCCGUCAAACAUCGCUGAUAACGCCUCUUUCCGUCGCACAUACAGUUCGAACUCCAUCAAGGUUCGCAACGUGGAAGUUGGUCCUGCUAGUUUCGACAAAAUCAAGCUUAUCGGUAAGGGUGACGUUGGUAAAGUCUACCUUGUUCGCGAGAAAAAGUCUAGCCGUCUUUAUGCUAUGAAGGUUCUGAGUAAGAAGGAGAUGAUCAAGCGCAACAAGAUUAAGCGUGCAUUGGCCGAGCAAGAGAUCUUGGCCACCAGUAACCAUCCGUUCAUCGUCACGCUUUAUCACUCUUUCCAGUCAGAAGAUUACCUCUAUCUCUGUAUGGAAUACUGUAGUGGAGGCGAGUUUUUCAGAACAUUGCAAACUCGCCCUGGCAAGUGCAUCUCUGAGGAUGCAGCCCGCUUCUACGCUGCAGAGGUCACUGCUGCCUUGGAGUACCUCCACCUCAUGGGAUUCAUUUACCGUGAUUUGAAACCGGAGAACAUUCUCCUACAUCAAUCUGGACACAUCAUGCUUUCAGACUUUGAUCUUUCGAAGCAGUCCGGGCCUGGCGGUGCUCCAACAAUGAUCCCCGCGCGUAGUGGCGGCGGCAACUCCACUACAGCUUUGCCCACCAUUGACACAAAAUCCUGUAUCGCUGAUUUCCGCACAAACUCCUUUGUGGGUACGGAAGAAUAUAUCGCACCCGAGGUGAUCAAGGGAUGUGGUCACACUAGUGCCGUGGACUGGUGGACUCUUGGAAUCCUGAUCUAUGAGAUGCUCUUCGGUACCACUCCAUUCAAGGGCAAGAACCGCAAUGCGACAUUUGCAAGCAUCUUGCGCGAUGAAGUGAAUUUCCCUGAACACUCCAAUGCAACACCGACAUCAAAUCUGUGCAAGUCCUUGAUUCGCAAGCUCCUGAUCAAAGACGAAACCAAACGUCUAGGUGCUCGCGCCGGUGCUUCAGACGUCAAGACCCACCCAUUCUUCCGAACCACCCAGUGGGCACUCAUUCGUCACAUGAAGCCACCAAUGAUUCCUCACCAGGGCCGUGUAGGAACUGACACGGUCAAUUUCCGGAACGUGAAGGAGAGUGGAAGUGUCGACAUCGGCGGCACUGAUUCCACUAAGAUGAAGGGUGUCCCGAUGGACUCGGGACUCGCAACCCCCAACGGCGAGCUCAAUGAUCCCUUCGAGGAGUUCAACAGUGUGACCCUCCAUCACGAGGGCGAUCAGUAG
Penicillium brevicompactum is the source of this 1899-nucleotide messenger RNA. Its product is annotated as putative serine/threonine protein kinase (Nrc-2). Gene Ontology annotation, cellular component: cytoplasm; plasma membrane; nucleus. Gene Ontology annotation, biological process: protein phosphorylation. NCBI's taxonomy places the organism in Eukaryota, Fungi, Ascomycota, Eurotiomycetes, Eurotiales, Aspergillaceae. The coding region runs from base 1 to 1899 and encodes 632 amino acids. The transcript is spliced from 3 exons. The record is from RefSeq and is a predicted model, not a curated record. Gene Ontology annotation, molecular function: ATP binding; protein serine/threonine kinase activity.